AUCCCUCAGUAAUAUUUUGCAGUCCUGUCAAACACUCCACCAAGUCUUAAAACAUUGAAUGAAUAUCAAUUACAGCACACGGCUACACACCAUGUCCAUUAUUAACUCCGAAGACACCAACACAUUGGUGGAAUGGAAUCUCAGCGACAAUGUGACGUCCACCCCCCAAGACUCGGACAAUCUGCCCUCCGACUGCAGCUCCCAGCAGAGAAGCCACUUGGAGUAUGUCCUGCUCGACUACAAGCAGUUCUUGGCCGCUAGGAUCAUACAGAGCAACGUGCGUGGCUGGCUUUGCCGACUCGAUUUACGCAAGCGGAACCUGGCCGCAACCACUAUUUCCAGAUGGUGGCGCGGCUUCUGGGUACGAAACAUGAAGUUCACCGUGAUCGAGGCCGAGCUGCAGGAGCGUAUUAUGGAGUACUUUGACGACAUGGCCAUCAAGAUACAAUCUAUCUUCCGGGGCUGGCAUGCCCGGAUGAAUUACCAGGACUUCCAGGGCAUGCAAUCACUUCGAAUGCAGUACGCUGAGGAAAUGCUCAGCGAGCUGGCCACGAGUCUCCACAAAAUGCGGAAAGAUCGUUUGCUGCCAGGAAUCUAUUGCCUGCGGGGAUCUGACUUCCUAAAAAAGAUCGAGGGCCUGUCCCUUACCUUCGGCUAUCGUUUCCACAACGGACGCAUGCGGGCGGCCAUCGCCCAGAGGCGAGCCAUGGUUGCGAGACAGCGCCAUGACUUUCAGAAAUCCAUGUUCUUCACACCGGCUCCCUUCCCGGCACCCGCCUCGCAGUUGGCAAAUCAACCAGACUUCUGUGCAUAUAAGAGGAUUGGCACACAACAGCAGCGGCUCUUCCUGCUGUACGACAAGUGCAAUCGGGACAGCCAUGUGAAGAAGAUUCACUUGAAUCUCUCGGCGCGUCUCCGAUCUAACAUGGAGGCGAAUCGCGAAGUCAUUAGGCGCCGUUUCUGUAAGGAGUUCAUAAAGCGGACGAUCCGGGGUCACCCCAACCAGUCGACUUAUCAGCCCAGCUCCGCAUUGAUCCAGCAGUUCAUCGACGAUCUCCUGAACGACGCCGGGGAGUACAAUUGCUACUGCAGCUCGAAGGUCCACAAUGAUUUGGAAACCGGGAUGUAGUAACUAAGAUUACGUUAUAUUGGCUAAUAUUUUUUGAAAUUUUGUGUUGUCACAACACACAGCAGAUACAUUUUAGCAAAGUAUAUAAUUACAUAUA
This is a messenger RNA of Drosophila kikkawai, 1226 nucleotides long. RefSeq lists its product as uncharacterized. Gene Ontology annotation, molecular function: protein binding. NCBI's taxonomy places the organism in Eukaryota, Metazoa, Arthropoda, Insecta, Diptera, Drosophilidae. The record is from RefSeq and is a predicted model, not a curated record.